Acaulospora morrowiae is the source of this 351-nucleotide messenger RNA. The record is from the annotation of a GenBank genome assembly. NCBI's taxonomy places the organism in Eukaryota, Fungi, Glomeromycota, Glomeromycetes, Diversisporales, Acaulosporaceae.
AUGUUUAAACCAUCAAUUUUACGAACUCGUUCUUCGCGGCUUUUGUCGACUGUCGUUUCAUCCUCUGGCGUUAAGUUUCGCCCUUCUUCCAUCGUCUUAUUUUCCGGCUCUAAUUACCAUAAACAUUUAAAAUCAUAUUACUCUUCUCGUCCCGAGGGUCAUAUUCGUGAUAGCGAUAGUGCUUUCUCUAAGAAGGAGAAGGCGGUCGAAGACCAAUGGAUUAGAGCCCAUGACGCCGAGAAAAUAAAGCACCUUCGUGAAGAACUUGCGAAACAGAAAAAGAAACUUAAGGAACUCGAGGAAGAUAUCGAGGAGCUCGAUGAGAGUGUUGAAAAAAAUAAGAAGGAUUAG